This is a messenger RNA of Ziziphus jujuba (common jujube), 687 nucleotides long. RefSeq lists its product as uncharacterized. Gene Ontology annotation, biological process: root development; shoot system development. The transcript has a single exon. The record is from RefSeq and is a predicted model, not a curated record. NCBI's taxonomy places the organism in Eukaryota, Viridiplantae, Streptophyta, Magnoliopsida, Rosales, Rhamnaceae. Bases 1 to 687 code for a protein of 228 amino acids.
AUGGAACGUCUAAAUUUCGAAGCUCUCAAAGAUUUACAUAACACUGCUAACGACCUACUCCACAUGUACUCGCCCAUAGUCCAACAAGCUAUCGUUGAUCAUCGACAAGAAAAAUGGGUUUCUGAAGUCUCCGAAGCUUCUCUAAGAAUGUUGGACGUGUGCGGUAUUUCCAAAGAUGUUCUUUUGCUAGUAAAACAACAUCUUCAAGAUCUUCAACUCACGCUUCGUAGAGUCGGAGAAUCAGAUAUUGGUGAUAAAGUCGCUGCUUAUAAUUGUUACAGGAAGAAGCUAAACAAAGAGACGGUCAAGUGCUUGAAUUCCUUAAAGGGGAUGAAGAUUAAAUCCAUCAUUUCAGAAACCGCGCCGGUCGACCACAAUCUGACGCUAGUGGUGGAUGUGCUAAGAGAAGUGAGGGUGACCACCAUCUCCAUUGUGGAGUCCCUGUUGUCCCUCAUUGCCAUUCCCUGGCUGGACAGAAAAUCGAGUAAACGGUCAUUCGCUUCCAAGUUUAUGCGUGUGAGUGGCCAAAGUCUGUAUGACAUUUGCGAUGAAAUGGCAGUUCAAAGUGCGAAUAAAAGAUUGGAGGCAGUGGAGAUUACGAUAGAGUACCUUGAGGUGGAGUUAGAGUGCAUGUUUAGACGAUUGAUCCAGACAAGAGUGGGACUUCUCAAUGUACUUACCAAAUAG